This is a messenger RNA of Phragmites australis (common reed), 1227 nucleotides long. RefSeq lists its product as uncharacterized. Bases 203 to 1006 code for a protein of 267 amino acids. Lineage: Eukaryota; Viridiplantae; Streptophyta; Magnoliopsida; Poales; Poaceae. The record is from RefSeq and is a predicted model, not a curated record. Gene Ontology annotation, biological process: endoplasmic reticulum to Golgi vesicle-mediated transport. The transcript is spliced from 5 exons. Gene Ontology annotation, cellular component: endoplasmic reticulum membrane; endoplasmic reticulum-Golgi intermediate compartment; COPII-coated ER to Golgi transport vesicle.
CUUAGAGGUGAAGCAAAGAAGCCAGUUUCCACCGCAGCACACGCGCUGUCCCUUUUUCGGUCCGAAGAAACCGACCAGAAGAAGAAUAGCCUUCCUUCCACCGCGACCGGAUUACGGACUCCCAACGCGACGCCGCCGGCCGGCCCCUCCCUCUCUCAGCCCGCUGCUCCUCCGCGCCGCUCCUCGCUCGGUCCAGCGAACCAUGUAUGAUAACUACGGAAAUCCUCCUGGCAUGCAGAUGCCCCCACCAAAUCCUCAGCCUGGCCAGUUUGGCAAUCCAUUCUAUGGUGCAAGCUCAGGUCUUAUUAAAACUGGGUUCGGAGCAUAUGGGGGGAAGUUCUUGGAUUCUAGUUCAGAAUUCAUGCAAAGCAACAUCAAUAGAUACUUCUCCAACCCACAGUAUUACUUCCAUGUGAAUGAUCAAUAUGUCAGGAACAAGUUGAAAGUUAUACUGUUUCCAUUCUUUCACAGGGGGCACUGGACUCGGAUAAGUGAACCUGUCGGUGGCCGUUUGUCCUACAAACCUCCAAUCUAUGACAUAAAUGCGCCAGAUCUGUACAUCCCUUUCAUGGCAUUUGGAACCUUCAUCAUUCUUGCAGGCUUUACAUUAGGUUUUAUGGGAAAGUUUACUCCAGAAGCUAUAAAUCUUCAUUUUACAAGAGCACUCAUUGGAUGGGCCUUGCAGCUUGUGAUUCUGAAAGGUCUGCUCUACUCAAUGGGUGGUGGUGAGGUGCCACUACUUGACCUGGUAGCUUAUGGUGGCAAUUUAUUUGCUGGUCUUUCCCUUGCUGUUUUUGCAAGGCUCAUAUGGGCUUACUCUUAUUAUGUUAUGAUGCCAUGGAUGAGCCUCUGCAUGGGGGUGUUCUUGGUGAGGACGAUGAAGAGGGUGCUCUUCACGGAGAUGAGAAGCAGUGAGAGACACUCAUCACGACAGCAUUAUUUCCUUCUCUUUAUGGCAAUUGCACAGUUUCCCCUGUUCUUCUGGCUUGGUAGCAUAGGUGCAUGAGAUAGUUUUGUGAUUGUACUUUCGCCGUGUAACAUUAGAAGUGGUAUUUAGGUAUUUAGAAGCAUUGUAAAAUAGUUGGAGAAUGACCUCAACAGCUUGCGCUGUUUGAGCAUCAAAAGUAUGUUAUUGACAGGGUUUAAAUGUGGUAUUAUAGCUGGAAUUCCGCUGGUAAAGUUCUUUGUGAUCCUUACCAGGGUAAAAGAUAGGAUGAAGUCAUCCCA